UCAAAACCAUCGCAUCGCUAAUCAAAUGCACACAAGACAGCACAGCACAGCAAGAGAAUCUGCUCUUUAACAACCCGCUGGGAGAAAGAAAGUAAUUAUGUAAACCGCAUCGCAUCCCCAAUAUGGCCCUUGGGGGACCUCAACUCACUAAUUUCUCACUUUUCCUCAUUCUCCUUCUUACUGAGUACUCACCCCGCCCUUCUCCAUCGGCACCACCCGACUGUGUGAAAAGACGAAAGACUAAAACCAGCAAGUCCGCAUCUUUUCCCUGCAGGUCGGGUGCUGGUGCCCCCCCCCUCUCUUCCCUUCUCGUAUUAGUUUUUCUUUUUUUUUUCUUUUUUUUUUCUCUUUGACUCCGGGCUAUUCCUUCACUCCCUCCCACACCACCAGGGUU
Aspergillus fijiensis CBS 313.89 is the source of this 394-nucleotide messenger RNA. RefSeq lists its product as uncharacterized. The coding region runs from base 123 to 353 and encodes 76 amino acids. The transcript has a single exon. Lineage: Eukaryota; Fungi; Ascomycota; Eurotiomycetes; Eurotiales; Aspergillaceae. The record is from RefSeq and is a predicted model, not a curated record.